ACAUGGUCUUAAAUUCGCUUACAGUGCAGUAAUAUAUUAAUCAGUAUUAUAGUUAUGUCAAAAUCUACACAGAUGUAUCAAAGAAUACAGCCAACCAAAGUGGGAUAGCCUUUAUAGUUCCUGAAUUUAAUAUCAAGGUGGGGAAAAGGAUCAGUGACGAUUUGUCAGUGUACACGGGUGAAAUGGUUUCCAUAUUGUUAGCAGUCCAGUGGAUUGAGGAAACGAAACCACUGAGAUCUGUGGUAUGUUCAGACUCGAGCUCAUCACUGGCCAGCCUGCAGGACAGUUACUCAGACUGCAGACCUGACAUUCUGAUAGAGAUCCAGCAAACAUUGUUCAGAAUUGUUAUGAUGGGGCUUGUGGUCACAUUCUUAUGGGUACCAGCGCAUCAUGGAGUUAAAGGAAAUGAAAUGGCAGCUAGGACAGCAAAAGUCGCAACAAGAAGACCGAUGGUAGAUAAGGUUAUUAGUGUGAGUAGGACGGAGCUCAAGGGCAGAAUACGACACAAAAUGAAGGAAAGGUGGCAAAAGCAAUGGGAGGAGAAGAGGAAAGGGCGAUGGUUGUACAACAUCCAAAGGAAAGUGGGGGACAUGAGAAGUACUGGACGAAACAGGAGAGAGGAGACGAUUAUAUCUCGACUGAGAUUUGGACACACUGGCUUAAAUAGCACAUUAUUUUUAAUAGGUAAACACUGUACAGGGGAGUGUGACUGCAGUAGAGAACAGGAAACAAUAGAACAUGUUUUAUUGCAUUGUCAGAAGUAUGAUAUGGAAAGGAGACAACUGAUCAAAAAGCUGGACGAUAUGAAAGUGGAGUUGGACUUGUUUGAUUUAUUUCGCAUGAGCUCUAUAAGUGAAAGCUAUCAGGCUGUAUUUUGGUUUUUAAGGCAGACCCAUUUGUUCGGGAGAAUGUGAAUAUUUUAUUUUAUUUUAUUUUAUUUUUUGUCAUUUCGGUCCACACUCCACACCAGUUGGUGGCGGUAAUGCACCAUUUUGCUGUUUGCCAACCACUAAUAGACCUAUACAGAAGAAGAAGAUGAAGAAGAAGAAGAAGAAGAAGCAAUACAACCGGAAAUCGUAAACAAACACGAAGUUUUUGUUUUGGCACAAUUUACGCCCUACAGCUGUAUAAAUCCGUUUAACUUGUAGUCUACUAACUUUUUCUAUAUUGGGAUUGUUUGUCGGGAGUUCCAAAAUCAUCCACAGUCAUUUUGACUUCAGCCUGAUAGCUAAGGCGGAGGAUAGCUUCUGUAGCCAUAAGCGCUAACGUUAAGAGACCUGUCGGACAAUGAAUCUUUUAAAGAUGUUGUCAGCAUCAGAGUGUUUGUUGUUGUGUCUCGACGUUCUGAUACUAUCUGCAUCAGCUGAAGGUGAACCCGGUUCACGAAUCAAAGUGGUUGUACUAGAACGAAGUGACGCCAUCCUGCCUUGCUCACUCAGCACCAAGGAGAACAUUGUACAAAAGCUGUUUAACUGGAGGAAAGUUGAUCCAAAUAAACAGGAGGUGUUCAGGUACGAUGGAGGCCUUCAUUACUAUAAUGGCCUUCCAGGUCAAGACGAGCACUUCAGUGGACGGGUCUCACAUUUUCCACUAGAGCUGCAGUUUGGUAACGCCUCCAUCAUGAUCAAAAACACCGUGGUGAAUGACAGUGGAGUCUACACCUGUGAUUUUCCACGUCUGCAGCAAAAACAAACAUUCAGCAUUGAACUUGUUGUUGAGCCUGUAAUGAGAGACAGAUCUGGAAAAAUUCCUGGUGCAGCUCCGAAGCCACUUGUUCAGAUCCUGAAAACCACCAAGGACCAGGCGCGGCUGAAGUGUGAGGUCAGAGGUGCUUUUCCAAAGCCUAAAGUAGAGUGGAGGGACAGCAAUGGAAACAUCCUUCCUGCUGAGGAGCAGGUGUCACAGACAGGAGAGCGCUAUGACAUCACCCUCUUCACCACGGUGACCAGGACAAACAGCAACAUCUUCCUCUGUGUAGCCACACAGGAGGAGAUCAGUCAUGUGACUAAGCAUGAGCUCUACGUCGCUUUCUGUGGCACAUGUGGACAAGUUAUCACUGGAUGGCUGGCUGGAUGUUUAAUCGGAAUGCUAAGUUUUGCUUUAAAUCUGGCUGCGCUUGUGGCCACAGGGACUAUCUCAAUACGCUGUAACAGAGGCUGCCCUGGGAGUGCAAACAAAUCCUCAGAAGAUCCACCAGCACCAGAUUCUGAGACAGGCCCAGAAGAAUUACAAGUUCUAAGGAACGGUUCAGUGGUUUGUUCCCCAGCUACUUCACACUGUUCAUGGGCAAACUACUGAAACACAUAAAAGUUAUCUGUGUGUGUGUGUGUGUGUGUGUAAUUUAAAAAAGAGUGGAUUAGCUUGUUACGUUGAUUAAAGUGAAACCCCUAAAAACAAUCUGAUGAAGCUGUCUCAGAUCAAAUGUCCAGCACAGUUCACCCUCUGAAGUCUAACCUGUUGCUGGCAUCAGAAUUUUUUUUUUUAAAUAUCUGUAAUCCUUGAAGGAUUGUGUUAUGCUAUGCUUUUGGAGAACUGCAAAGGGAAACUAAUAAUGUUGAUACCUUUAAGACUAAGGCUACGUUCACACUGCAGGUGAAAGUGCAUCAAAUCGGAUUUUUUUGCCCCUAUGCGACCUGUAUAUGACACAAGACAGACGCCAAUUAUCAGCGCCGGAGAAGACAUCGCGAACGCUUCCUGGCCAUUCCGUGUAGAUUUUAGUGAAACUGUUGGGAAGACAA
Oreochromis niloticus (Nile tilapia) is the source of this 2738-nucleotide messenger RNA. Its product is annotated as butyrophilin-like protein 1. NCBI's taxonomy places the organism in Eukaryota, Metazoa, Chordata, Actinopteri, Cichliformes, Cichlidae. Gene Ontology annotation, cellular component: external side of plasma membrane. The coding region runs from base 1288 to 2298 and encodes 336 amino acids. The transcript is spliced from 7 exons. Gene Ontology annotation, biological process: regulation of cytokine production; T cell receptor signaling pathway. Gene Ontology annotation, molecular function: signaling receptor binding. The record is from RefSeq and is a predicted model, not a curated record.